This is a messenger RNA of Cydia pomonella (codling moth), 6027 nucleotides long. It is a transcript of the gene KaiR1D, whose product is annotated as glutamate receptor ionotropic, kainate 2. Gene Ontology annotation, molecular function: glutamate-gated receptor activity; transmitter-gated monoatomic ion channel activity involved in regulation of postsynaptic membrane potential. Bases 601 to 3300 code for a protein of 899 amino acids. The transcript is spliced from 18 exons. The record is from RefSeq and is a predicted model, not a curated record. Lineage: Eukaryota; Metazoa; Arthropoda; Insecta; Lepidoptera; Tortricidae. Gene Ontology annotation, cellular component: postsynaptic membrane; plasma membrane. Gene Ontology annotation, biological process: modulation of chemical synaptic transmission; monoatomic ion transport; synaptic transmission, glutamatergic.
UUUAUUCUCAUAUUAAGUGUGUGGGAUCGCGGUCUCUGUGAGCCCACAUUAUUUAAGAUAACUAAGAAGGUCUAAUACUGGCCUCGUACUCCGGCUGGUUUGAAUUAAAUUGAAUACUACAAAUUCAACGUAGCCUAGAUAUUUCAGCUGGCUAUGAAAUGUAGACCACAGAAAUAUGUGGAAUUUGUUUAUGAUGCAUUUAUUUAUACAUAGUAAGACAGUUAAACUUUUAAAUUAAUUUAUCUUAAAUUAAUAUAAUACAGGAAUAUACCUGUCGCGUACUUAAGUGUUUAUUUUGAAAAAAUAUUUAGUUCUCAUGGAUGGUGCGCUAUAAAGCGUAGGGAUCGUACGCAAGCGCGCUAAGGCUUCAGCCCCCGCCCGCCCAGCCAACGCCAGACCUCGCGCGCGGACGGCCGCCCCACACCGGCCUCGAGCGCCCAUGAAUCGAUACCUAACAAUCGAGUGCCAGUGCCAAAACACUCAACGAUCCCUCAAAAUUCGAAACUGACAUUAAAGGACUCUGCCAUAAUGACAACGAAUUUUUUUAAUUUUUUUUUACUGUGACCUGUGUGUGUUUACGAGUAUUUGCCGAGUUUUAAGAUGAGAGGAGCCAAGGCAAUUUAUUUGAUCCUAUUUUUUGGUCAUCUUUCUGCGUUACCGGAUACGAUAAGGAUUGGUGGCCUCUUCCACCCUGAAGAUGACAAGCAGGAGGUAGCGUUCCGCUACGCUGUAGAGCGCGUUAACGCGGACCGCGCUAUUCUGCCGCGGGCCAAACUUCUUGCGCAAGUUGAGACCAUCUCGCCUCAGGACAGCUUCCACGCUUCCAAGAGAGUAUGUCAUCUGCUCCGAAGCGGGGUGGCGGCCAUCUUUGGCCCGCAAAGCGCUCCGGCGGCAGCGCACGUGCAGUCCAUCUGCGACACCAUGGAGCUGCCUCAUCUAGAGACCCGAUGGGAUUAUCGCACUCGCCGGGAGUCUUGUCUCGUCAACCUGUAUCCUCAUCCUGCUGCCUUGAGCCGGGCUUACGUGGACCUGGUUAGAGCGUGGGGUUGGAAGUCGUUUACAAUCGUGUACGAAAACAGCGACGGUCUAGUUCGGCUUCAGGAGCUACUAAAAGCUCACGGACCUUUGGAGCUGCCGGUCGCCGUGAGGCAACUGCCGGACUCACACGACUACAGGCCUCUACUAAAGCAAAUCAAGAACUCGGCGGAGUCGCACAUAGUGCUGGACUGUGCGACAGACAGAAUUCGAGAUGUCCUACAGCAAGCACAGCAGAUUGGGAUGAUGUCGGACUACCACAGCUAUCUCAUCACUUCUCUGGACUUACACAGCGUUGAUUUAGAAGAAUUCAAGUACGGUGGAACUAAUAUAACCUCCCUGAGAUUGUUAGACCCCGAGAGAGCGGACGUGCAAAGAGUAGUCAGAGACUGGGUCUAUGAUGAGGCACGGAAAGGAAGGAAAUUGCAACUGGGACAUACCUCUGCUAAGGAAAACAUGACCUUUAUAAAGACGGAAACAGCGUUAAUGUACGACGCUGUACAUUUGUUCGCGAAGGCUCUGCACGACCUGGACACGUCACAGCAAAUCGACGUGCGACCACUGUCGUGCGAAGCUGAAGACACAUGGCCUCAUGGUUACAGUCUCAUCAAUUAUAUGAAGAUCGUAGAGAUGAAGGGCUUAACCGGAGUUAUAAAGUUUGACCAUCAAGGAUUCAGGAGCGACUUCACGCUCGACAUAAUAGAACUCACAAGGGACGGCCUCCAGAAAGCCGGUAUUUGGAAUUCCUCGGAAGGCGUUAACUAUACACGAUCUUAUGGCGAAAAUCAGAAGCAGAUUGUCGAGAUCCUGCAAAACAAAACACUAAUAGUCACGACGAUUUUGAGUGCUCCAUAUUGUAUGCGGAAGGAAGCAAGCGAGAAGUUGACAGGCAAUGCGCAAUUCGAAGGGUACGCCAUCGAUCUCAUUCAUGAGAUAUCUAAAAUUCUGGGCUUCAAUUACACAUUCAAGCUUGCCCCUGAUGGCAGAUACGGCUCCUUCAAUCGGGAGACUAAAGAAUGGGAUGGAAUGAUAAGAGAAUUGUUAGAACAGCGUGCUGAUGUAGCCAUUGCGGAUCUAACCAUUACAUACGACAGGGAGCAAGUGGUCGACUUCACAAUGCCUUUCAUGAACCUCGGAAUUUCGGUUCUCUACCGCAAACCUAUAAAACAACCACCGAACCUGUUUUCGUUUCUCUCGCCAUUGUCUCUGGACGUCUGGAUUUAUAUGGCCACCGCAUAUUUGGGUGUUUCAGUUUUACUGUUUAUUUUGGCCAGGUUCAGCCCGUACGAGUGGGACAGCCCGAGGAACUGUCUUGACGAGCCGCAGGUGCUGGAGAAUCAAUUCACUCUGUUGAACUCGCUGUGGUUCACUAUCGGCUCCUUGAUGCAGCAAGGUUCGGAUAUCGCACCGAAAGCGGUUUCAACAAGAAUGGUCGCUGGAAUGUGGUGGUUCUUCACUUUGAUCAUGAUAUCAUCGUAUACCGCAAAUUUGGCCGCUUUUCUUACCGUCGAGCGCAUGGACUCGCCUAUUGAGAGCGCGGAAGAUCUCGCAAAACAGACAAAAAUUAAGUAUGGCGCUUUGAAAGGAGGCUCCACCGCUGCUUUUUUCAGGGAUUCAAACUUCUCGACUUACCAGCGCAUGUGGUCGUUCAUGGAGUCUGCGAGGCCGUCAGUGUUCGCGACCAGUAACAAAGAGGGUGAGGAGCGUGUGAUGCGCGGCAAGGGCGCGUACGCAUACCUAAUGGAAUCCACGACCAUCGAGUAUGUGGUCGAGCGCAACUGUGACCUUACGCAGGUCGGCGGCAUGCUUGACUCCAAGGGCUAUGGGAUCGCGAUGCCGCCUAACUCCCCAUACCGCACUGCUAUCAGUGGUGCUGUUUUAAAACUGCAAGAGGAAGGCAAAUUGCAUAUUCUCAAAACGAAAUGGUGGAAAGAAAAAAGAGGCGGGGGAUCCUGUAGGGAUGAGACAUCAAAAUCAUCAUCGACAGCCAACGAGCUGGGUCUCGCUAACGUUGGCGGCGUGUUCGUGGUGCUGAUGGGCGGCAUGGGGGUAGCGUGUGUCAUCGCCGUCUGUGAAUUCGUGUGGAAGAGUCGUAAGGUUGCUGUGGAUGAACGGGCUUCACUGUGUUCGGAAAUGGCAUCGGAGCUGCGAUCGGCGCUCAAGUGUCCAAGCGGCGUGGCGGGAGGCAACUCCUCAGGCCCAAGGGAUGGGGCGUCUUCCCCAUAUCUGCACUAUGGCUUUAGCACCAAAAGCCAACUUCACUAGCGGCCAACGUCCGCCUCCUCGUCCCCGAGCGAUGUGUAGGCGAUUAAGGACUUGUGAGAGUGACGGUGACCACCUGAUGAGCUAGCACCGUCCUAGUGUGACGUAAAUAAUUCCCUUCUUACUAGCAAGUGUAAGAGGGCAUGUUUUAUAACACAUAUAAAAUAUACACAAAUGCAGUGCAAAUUCGUCUGAUGCUUGUAAAUAUCUAACUCAUAUCUCGAUGGUACAUAUUGAAUAGCCGUAAGGGUGUAAUCAAUGUUAAAGUGACAAUUAUCUUAUAGCAGAAUUGAGACUCGGACUUAUUGUGUAAAAAGUGAAGUAGUUUAAUUGAAUAUGGACACGUCGGUUGUUUUAAUUUAGAAUGAUAAUUUACUGAAAUGUUUAUAAAUGGUUAAUGACUUUUAUAGGUCAAUGUGGGUAGGAGUGUCUAAUAAGUAUAAGGCAGGUCCAUUCAAAUCCUACAACUUUCGUGUUUGUAUAUACUGCUUUUAAUUAGGGAUUUUUUACAGUACAUAUGGUCUUACUUCAUCGUACGAAUAUGAUAAUUAGCACAUUACGUAACUACAUAUGUCGACAAUUUUAGGGGCCAUAUGUACUUGAAAAUGUACGAUACAUGAUUGUGCGAAUAGGCAAUUCACAACUCGUGUCGAUUUAAAGCACUCCCUUCGGUAGUGUUUUAAUUUAUCCCCACUCUUUGCGAAUGUCUUAUUUUUCGCACUUGUAUCGUGUACUAAUACUACUAAAUGCUUUCUGUCGGGAAACGUUAUAUCAUGUAGACGGUCUUGCCUUAUUAUACAAUUUUCCUACAUUGAUUUAACCGAAAUGUUUGAAUAAGAUUUUGUCUUUAGGUAGAGAUAAUAAUGAUGUUAGAAGAAGGUUAUCUGAGUAAAGAUUUUCUAUAAAAGUGUUGUAAAUAGAUACGAUAAUACUGCCAUUUUUUUUUAAAUACUUAAUAAUUUAAAUGUGGUGUCGAUUACACAUUUCAAUGUGGAAUAAGGCCCCAUCAUCGAUUGGUGACAAUUAAUGGUUUUUUACUUAUAGUUGCAGUCAAGUCGUCUGGCCUAGUGGGUAGUGACCCUGCCUAUGAAGCCGAUGGUCCCGGGUUCAAAUCCUGGUAAGGGCAUUUAUUCGUGUGAUGAGCAUGGAUAUUUGUUCCUGAGUCAUGGGUGUUUUCUAUGUAUUUAAGUAUUUAUAAAUAUUUAUAUAUUAUAUAUAUCGUUGUCUAAGUACCCUCAACACAAGCCUUAUUGAGCUUACUGUGGGACUUAGUCAAUUUGUGUAAUAAUGUCCUAUAAUAUUUAUUUAUUUAAUCAUAGAGCCAAAAUUUAGGCCAAAUAUACAAAUGUAUUUGCACAUUUUUUACUUGAAUGCAAUAAGUCGAUAAAAAAUGUAUUGGACAAUUGUUGCAAUUGAAAAGGUAAAUAAUUAUAUAUGAAUUGUUUAUAGAAAUUUCAUAACAAAACAAUUUUGGAAUUGUAUAUAGAAAUUUCAUAGCAAACAUUUUUGGAAUUCGGCUUAACUCAGUGCUACGCUGUCAUCCGUAUGCUGCGACGGGAAAUUAACUACGGAACCCUAACAAAGGCUUUGGUUUCAUUGCGCCUAAAUAUCAUAAUGCCAUUGUAUUUAUAUCUCAUAAAUUUCAUAACAACUUAGUCCCAAAAUGCCUAAAUAUCAAAUUGUUUUCUUCUUAAAAUGGCCGAAUUACAUAAUGAAUUUUAUUCAUAUCGUUCGAAUUUCAAAAUACCUAAAUGUCAAAAAGUAUGUUUCAUCAAAUACCGAAUUUCCAAUAGACGUCUUUUUUAAAUAUAUUAAGUUUAGUUGUGUCUAAAUUGCAUUUUUAUAACCUUUGUGGUAUUCACAAUAUUUUUUAACAAUCUAACGGAGCUAAAGACGGAUAAUAUUGGAUAACAUAGCACUCAUAAAUGUAGGGAAGUUGACAUUUAGGUAUUAUGAAACCACGUCAAUUUGAAGUUUAGGCAUUUUGGGAAUGUGGUAUUAUGAGAAAAAAGUUAGGCGUUAGGCAGUUUGAAAUUAUUCCGUUUUGAAAUCUAGGACUUUUGGUAAAUGGGUAAAAUGAAAUUAAGAUUAAAUGAAACCAAAGCUAACAAAGAUUGAAGAUUUUACAAGGAUAUACUUGAUUCUAACAAAAAUUUUCUUUUUUUCUUUUUCAUUACAGGUUUUUAUGAUUUUUAUGAUCUAUUAUGCUAAAUAGGCACAAAUCGGAUAUCAGCGACGCUCUGAAUUAAAACCAAAUUAGAAGUAACUUUAGAGAUACGUGUAUAAAAGGAGCAAUAUAUAACUGAUUACACAUACAAUAAAAUGACCAUUAAAUUGAAAUAAUGUACUAAUUAGUGUUACCCGACUUAUACAUAAUAGACAGGUUGCGGUUCGAGAUUUAACUGAAUGAGCAGACAAUAUUGUAAAUCAGUGUGCAUAAAGGUGUAUAGAUAACGAUUGAGAUAAAACAAUUUGUAACGAAGACACUAAAAUCGAACUAUCACUACGAAAUUAUUUCAAAAAUUUAGGCUAAUUGUGAAACUUUAAACUUAACGCCUAAGCAAACUGGCGGAUUGCACUCAGAUUAUUGACAAAAGUGGGAAAGUUGGAAAAGCAAUUCAAUCUGCUCAAAUAGUGCCAAAAAUCUUCAACUAAAUUUACUAUGUAUAAUAAUAAGUUUUUAAGUUUACGUUUCAACCUCAAUUCUAAAAUAAUAAAUACUUUUAAUAA